CAAUUGCCUAUUUAAAGGCUUUUACUAAAAAGACGUAGAUUGUAUCAUUGUUGUGUGGUGAAUUGGGACAGGGGCGGGUCCUAGCGCCGUUGGUUUGCAUAUCACGUGACCGUGCUUCAACAAAUCAACAAUUACCGACUUUUAUUCUUUUAGGGAUAAAAUAAAAUCGCUUGUAAGAAUUGCUUGGGUGAGUUCCUCAGAAAUGUGUGAGCACAAUUUCCUUAGUGCUGGCUAUGUUAGUUCCACGUUAAAUUAUCCAACUUCGGAUUCGUUGCAUUUUUCCAACUGGCCCAAUGGCGCCCAUCCAUCCGGACUCGCUCCGCUCUACGGCAGGAGAGAGGUGUGUUCACUCCCGUGGACUUCCCCAAGUUCGUGCCCAAGCCCGUCACAGAGCUUCGGCUUUAGUGGCUUUUCUCAGCCGUUUAUUACAAACUCACUGGCUGCGAGUGGCCAUAGGAAAGGAGAUUCCUGUAAAUACGACGUCCAAGAUGCAAACCUGAAAGCACAUUUACCGGACAAGCACACGACAGCGUUUACUGGUGAGCAUGGGAUAACAACAACUGUCAGCUUUAGCAAAUGUGAAUUUUCUGACUUGGACAAACGGUUGCAAAACACGGUGACACAGGCUGAGAGAGUCAAUGGCUCUGAACAGCUUGCACACCCCACUGCCCCAGCACAGCCCACACCGAGCUCUCAAAACCCCAGCACAGCUUUAACAGACGGAUUCCCUUGGUGUCCUGCCCAAGUGAGAGCCAGAAAGAAGAGGAAACCUUACACUAAGCCACAGCUGGCUGAACUUGAGAAUGAAUUUAUGAUCAACGAAUUCAUAAACCGACAGAAACGGAAAGAGCUGUCAAAUAGACUGGACUUGACUGAUCAACAAGUAAAAAUCUGGUUUCAAAACAGGAGAAUGAAAAAGAAACGCUUAUUAAUGCGUGAGCAUGCUUUCUCCUUGCACUGAAAAAAAAAAAUCAGUGUUACUGUUAUUGUUGACCACAACAAUCAUGUUGCUUCAUAAUUUAGCAAUGAUUUGCCAAGUGAUUCAAGGAGUUUAAUACAUCUAUUGUUUUUAUACCAUCACAUGGACAGGUUGACAGAAUUUACAAUGUUUAUUCACUGGUCUUUGAUUUGAUUCCCAGAAAAAUGUAAAAUUAGUGGUCUAAAUAAUAACGCGUUAUUUGUCGUGAUUCAUUAAAUAUAAUUUGAAAAUGCAA
Molecule: messenger RNA, 1214 nt
Organism: Silurus meridionalis
Lineage: Eukaryota; Metazoa; Chordata; Actinopteri; Siluriformes; Siluridae
Gene: hoxd12a
Product: homeobox D12a
Exons: 2
Coding region: 203-961 (252 amino acids)
Biological process (GO): regulation of DNA-templated transcription
Molecular function (GO): sequence-specific double-stranded DNA binding; DNA-binding transcription factor activity, RNA polymerase II-specific
Source: RefSeq, a predicted model, not a curated record